Messenger RNA from Cimex lectularius (bed bug), 967 nucleotides. Its product is annotated as kynurenine formamidase-like. Bases 77 to 904 code for a protein of 275 amino acids. The record is from RefSeq and is a predicted model, not a curated record. The transcript has 6 exons. NCBI's taxonomy places the organism in Eukaryota, Metazoa, Arthropoda, Insecta, Hemiptera, Cimicidae. Gene Ontology annotation, molecular function: arylformamidase activity.
UUACAAAUUCGUUAAUAGAAUUCUCGUGAAGAAUCGAAGCGACAUUUCCUUGGCUCCAUAUAGAGAGCGCGUUGGAAUGCCACCCGAUAUGACAAUGUGCUCGAGCACGGCAGAGAUUAUCUGGGUCCUCAGGAUUCUUUCAUUCUGUAUAAUGAUGUUGACUAUUUUAAACUUAUUCGCGUUGACGCAGGCCCAGCCGUUCAAAGGAUGCAGUUCAAAAAAUUACGUCGACCUCGGACAUGUGGUAGACGAGAACACCAUCGAGUUUCCGGGAGGAGCAAAGUUUAGGUACACAUCUCAGUUUGCCGGUCCUGAUCCAAACGGCGUGUGGUACUCUUCUAACGACUUCAAGACAGCAGAACACGCCGGUACCCAUUUUGACGCGCCGUAUCACUUUGAUAAAAACGGCCGAAAAGUAGCUGACAUCCCUUUAACCAAACUUAUAACUAAAGCUGUAUUCGUCAAUGCUUCCGCCGAAACAUCGGGCAAUUACAAGUACAAACUGCCGGCCUCUAAAUUGACCGAAUGGGAAAAAGCAAAUGGGCCAAUGCCAUCGAAUUCCGUCGUGAUUGUUGGAUUCGGAUGGUCGCACAAGUACCCAAAUCGAAAGGAGUACCUCGGCCCCAGCGACGACGAUCUCAGGUUCCCCGGAUUAUCGUUAGAAGCCGCCCAAUGGAUCGUUGACAGUGGAAAAGUGGUCGGAGUUGGCGUCGACACCGCUUCGGCUGACCAAGGGAGUAACACGGAUGUGCACGUCUCGUUGAUGAAAAACGACAUUUAUAUCCUGGAAAAUGUGAACCUCAACCAUCCGAGCUUACCACCGACUUUCGACGUAAUUGUAAUGCCCAUGAUGCUCAACAAUGGCACAGGAGCUCCUACCAGAAUAAUCGCCGCAUUAAACUAAUAAUAUUUUUAUGUAAAUAAUCCUUUAUUAAAUAGUAAUAAUAAAUUGUAAUAUUUCCUUUUG